AUGACCGCCCUCGCUCCAAGGAACAGCUCUCCGCACUCAGGAAGACCCCAUGUUUGGGCGACGACUCGCAAGGAGCUGUGCCAGAUUAUUCCCGAAUUUGGACUGGCGCAGAACGACAUCGUAUUCGGGAACAGUGAGACACCGCUUCUGUUCGUCGACGGACCAUCAUGGGAAGAUGACCGAUGGGAUGGAGGCAGAACGAUCGAACUGUCGAUGGUUAGAGAGUUCACCCGCGUCAUACCAGGCUUCGCAGUCAGCCAUGGUGACAACCACACUGCCCAGAACGCGCAGCAGGAAGCUCCUCCACAACCCCCCGUAGUAGAACCAUCAGGCAACCUAGAAUCACAGGUGAUCGAGAUUAGUGAAGGCACAUACGUCUUCGCGUCCGAGGAGUCUCGACAAGGCACCGAUGCUACAGCCCGCUGCGCCCCCGCGCAUAGCUCCAUCGCAGAACUCCCGUCCGUUUCCACGGCCAACACUGCUUCUACGCUGUACUUGACAACGCUGGCCGAAGAACCUCAUCCUCCAGUGAUUGAACAAGACGACGGCUUGUACACUUUCGUACAAGAGGCUUUCAUAGAGGGGGAACCAAUCGGAUGUCCACCUAUCCAUGACCCAAUACCCCAGCUCCCGCCGUUUUCCCCCGAACUUGGCACUUCUCAACUCAACGCCUCCCACAGCGUGAUUACCUCCCAUGACUUUCCUCAGGCCUCUCCCUCGAUAAACUUGACCGGUUUGGUCCCUAUCGAUGCGCCGCCGGAGAUCGAAGCACUUUUACUCUCGAGGACCGCCGGCAUCCCGAUCAGGAUCGUUCUGUGUCGGAAUGCCGCAGUCUCCCCGUUGACGCCACCGGACGGCUGUGGCUGCGCCUUCCUCGGGUUCUUCUUUGUUGUAGACGUACAGACGUCUGCCGAAGUUCACUCUUGGGAGGCUCUCCCGGGAGAGCGCCCCACGACGCUUGUCCGCGGCAGGAAGACGUGGCAUUUCCGCUUCGAGUGGACGCCCGGGGGCGAAGAUCCCGAUUCAAUAGUCGCGCCACAAGCUCAACCCUGGUGGCAGGUUGCGACGACGGAUCAUGAACGUACGAACGGGGAUGGCGCGAUGCCGUUACAACACUCGUACACGCUCCUUCCGCUGCACUUUCUCGCGCCGCCCGCACAAAUCGUGUGCACCGAUGCCGACAACCUCUGUUUCCAACGCUGCGGCACUUGUUCGACGGCCAACGGCCUUCCGCCAAUAUCAGUCGAAUACGUCCGCCAAGUGCGCGGAACGGACCCGACCGCAUUUCCCUGGGACAGGUAUCUCGAAUCCGUUUCGUGUGUCUCGAGCGACUGCCCCGACGGUCUCCGCUGCUUCACCUACGGCUUUUCCAGUACGGCGUUCGUGCACCACAUGUUCACCUGCAACCGGCCUGAAGCGCAGGCAGAAGCGACCUUGUUGUUUCACGACCUACAGGCGGAGGUGGAGCUCAUAUCAGAGCCGAACACAAGGGGCAGAGGCGGAAGUCCGUACUACUCCUGCGCAGUCUCCCGCCCUUCCGCGAGGUCGACGACACCGGACGCGUUCUGGUCUUCUGUCCCUACGAGUGUCUCCCGUGCGCGCGAUCUCAUGUUGAAGCGCGUCCAUGCAUCGCCCUAUCCUGCGGCCCUCAACAUCAACGUCUUGACCAUAUCCGCGUGGCGCACGGCUGGCAACAAGAAAGGUUGUGUGUUCGCAGCGCAAACUUCCCCGAUUGUCUUCCUCUGUCUCGGGGCAGACGUCGAAAUGUCGUUUUGGAGAAACAGAGGCGCAGCAGCCUUUGUCGCUCAAACAAUCGCAGCUACGGCCAACGCGCCGCUGCCCCGGAGCGCCUCUCCUGACGAAGAGUUCGGCCUGGGCGACAUUGAAGAGCCGUACGAGCCGCUUGUCGAUAAGGGCGACGAGUGCAUCGACAGCGCGGACUCCACCCCGGCCGCCGAAAGUAACGUUGCUUCACUCAGACGGCCUAAGCCCGCGGUGAAGGGCAAGGGCCGCCCGAGCGGGAAGCGCAACGUGGAGGAGGCGCUGAUGGUCACUCUCGUUCAUGGGGACGUGCUCGUCGUGCACGGCGCCGUGUUUGAGUACUCGAUCAAGCGGAUGGGGAUGAGUAUAGUGCUCUAUGGGCAGUAG
Molecule: messenger RNA, 2148 nt
Organism: Trametes versicolor FP-101664 SS1
Lineage: Eukaryota; Fungi; Basidiomycota; Agaricomycetes; Polyporales; Polyporaceae
Exons: 10
Coding region: 1-2148 (715 amino acids)
Source: RefSeq, a predicted model, not a curated record